AUGAGCUGCGGGAAUUUGGGCCCGAAUCACGAGAUUGAAAAAUCAAUCCAUAUAUAUGUGCCGAGGAACUUGAAGGAUAGGCCAUUUUCUCCAACCAUGCAACACUCUUCCAUCGACAGACAUGUCGAGUCCGACACACGUUUCACUCGUGGAAUGUGGGAAUACAAAAAUGGCAUUACUAUCAGAUGGGCCAAUGACGUUGUGAAAAUGGAGCAGCGUGACAAUGGUGUGCACCAAGUGGCAGCAACUUUGCCUGUUCGCAAUAGAGGCGACACCUUGAACAAUCCGCUGAUCACUUCGCGCUUGUUUUCACCGCGGCAAGGCGUGAUUGGCUUCGAAGCGUGUCACCACAAAUCUCGUUUUGCGCGGUCGCGCGAGCCACGCUUCGACUUGCACCCAGACGCAGAAUUUGCACCCAAAGUCACCAGCACGAAGGAGCAUUUUACAGUCGAGUCAGGCAGCACUACUGCCGAGUCAGACGCAGCCAAGUUUGGGGUUCGCUUCAAUCACGCAGGCAAGCGCUUGACAGAAUUGGGUUUCCGCUCUGUUGGCUGGGUCGACGAUGCUCGGUUUGGGAAAAAGUACAUGACUGCGCAGCUCCAGGUGGGCGUGGGCGAGAAGUUGUACGGCUUUGGCGAGCGGUUUGGCCCCUUUGUGAAAAACGGCCAGCGCAUCGAAACUUGGAAUGAAGACGGUGGAACUUCGUCCGAAUGGGCAUACAAGUCCAUUCCAAUGUACGUUUCCAACAGAGGAUACGCUGUGUUGGUGGACAGCGCCCUGAACGUAGUGUUCGAGGUGCAGAGUGAGCGCACCACCCGAGUCAACAUCGCCGUGGAAGGCGAGGGAAUUAGACUCUAUGUGGUGGGCGGCGACGAUCUCAAGCAGGUUUUGGAUAGAUACACGAGCUUGACGGGAAAACCAGCAUUGCCUCCGCCAUGGACGUUUGGGCUCUGGUUAACCACGUCGUUCACCACUGACUACGACUUGAAAACCGUAUCGCUGUUCUUGCAGGGCAUGAAGGAUCGCCAGAUUCCUCUUCACACGUUCCACUUUGACUGUUUCUGGGAUGGAAGGGCUUCCAGUGGUGCGACUUUGAGUUUGACCAGGGACAACUUCCUUCGACGCUAA
Molecule: messenger RNA, 1128 nt
Organism: Clavispora lusitaniae ATCC 42720
Lineage: Eukaryota; Fungi; Ascomycota; Pichiomycetes; Serinales; Metschnikowiaceae
Source: RefSeq, a predicted model, not a curated record